Molecule: messenger RNA, 804 nt
Organism: Rotaria sp. Silwood1
Lineage: Eukaryota; Metazoa; Rotifera; Eurotatoria; Philodinida; Philodinidae
Source: the annotation of a GenBank genome assembly
AUGUUCAUUCGUUCAUUAAAUCAUUUCAUUAAAAAAUCUAGUAAUGCUUGUCUUUCAACAGAAAUUCGACGAGCAUUAUCGAACGGAUCAUUUGUUCGACAGUUAUUCGAACAAGAAACAUCCACUUAUACUUAUCUAGUAGCUGAUGGAAAAACUAAAGAAGCGUUGAUUAUUGAUCCAGUUAUAACAACAGUAGCACGUGAUAUGCAACUUAUUAAACAACUCGGUUUACGUUUACGAUAUGCAAUUAAUACACAUGUUCAUGCUGAUCACAUUACUGGAAGUGGUCGUCUCAAAACAUUAUUACCCGGAUGUCGAAGUGUAAUAAGCAAGGAUAGUGGUGGAAAAGCCGAUAUAUAUAUCAAAGAUGGUGAUGAAAUUGAAAUUGGUGAUAAAAAUAACAAAAAUCAACGUUUAAUACUUGAAUGUCGAUCAACACCAGGACAUACAAAUGGUUGUAUGACGUUUGUUUGGCACAAAGGUUCAAAUGUGUUUACUGGUGAUUGUCUUUUAAUCCGAGGUUGUGGACGUACUGAUUUUCAACAAGGAAGUGCUGAUAACAUAUAUACAUCUAUUCAUGAGCGUAUAUUUACAUUACCGGAUCAUUUUAUUGUUUAUCCUGGACAUGAUUAUACAGGUCAAACAAGUUCAACAGUUGGAGAAGAAAAAAAAUAUAACACUCGUUUAACAAAGUCACGUGAAGAAUUUGUUGCUGUUAUGAAAGAACUUAAACUUAGUUAUCCAAAACAAAUUGACAAGGCUGUUCCGGCUAAUUUGAUAUGUGGUUUAUUACCAGAACCGUAA